Molecule: messenger RNA, 1885 nt
Organism: Rhodamnia argentea
Lineage: Eukaryota; Viridiplantae; Streptophyta; Magnoliopsida; Myrtales; Myrtaceae
Product: GDSL esterase/lipase At4g16230-like
Exons: 5
Coding region: 767-1873 (368 amino acids)
Molecular function (GO): hydrolase activity, acting on ester bonds
Source: RefSeq, a predicted model, not a curated record
AGGUUCGUUGGCAGCUGAGUGAAGUAAAGCGUCUCUCAGAUUUGCGAAGGAACGCGGACUUCCACGGUCUUUCUUCCUCGUAUUCAUUCAUUAACGUGGAUGCCAGGGUCAUCCGAUACUCCCUCAACCGACCGGUCCCUUCUCAUGCCGGGUGAUCGAUCGAGCACAUUUUCUAAGCCAUACCCAAAUGUUUAAAAAGAAGACUGCAGGAUUGGAAGUCUGAUGUGAGCUUUUUAAUCACGGGUUGGUGCUGAUUUCGGAGUGACAUUCAAUGUUGCACGCCCUUGAUUCGACAGGCUCAGAAGCAGAGCUCCCGAGAACAGAGUUAUUUAUCUUUCAACAUGGCCUACACCAGAUAGAACAUAGAUCAACUGAUCGUUCAUCUAUAUACUAAUCAUUGACCUUUCAUUUGUCUCGUGCUAAAUCAGAGUCUUGAUUCAGAUUCACUGCAUUGCAGACCCUUCUUUUACUCUGGCCUCAUUUUUACAGAUACAACAAGUUUUUUAGGAUUAGCAACCUGUCAAAACAAAGAUUGCUGUUGUUCUUUUCCUACUUCCAAUCUGGGUUGGUUGUUCUUAUCUUCGGUCGCGAAGCGCCGUAGAUUGUUUCUUCGCCGAAUUCAUUGGCAUUCCCAUGAAGAAAUGAAUGGCCAUUUGCUCCGCCAAAUUCUUUGGUUUCGAAUUCACUGCGAGAACAGAGAGCAUAGAAACUUACCAGUUCACAGGGAUAUUUAGUGUCCUCUGCAUUUAUACUUCCCUUUGUCACAAUGAGGAGAUUCUCUGCAAGACAGCCGUUCCUCGGGUUAACUUUUAGAACUUUGAUUCUCUUGGUCCUGCUCCGAAGUUGCUUCGCGAAGAACGUUCCUGCAAAUUUCAUCUUCGGAGAUUCCUUGGUUGAAGCUGGAAACAACAACUACAUCUCGUCGCUUUCCAAGGCCAACUACAUCCCCAAUGGGAUCGACUUCGGCGGCCCGACAGGGCGGUUCACAAAUGGAAGAACCAUUGUUGACAUCAUAGGCAAAGAGUUGGGUUUCGAGGAUUAUACUCCUCCGUACCUGGCUCCGACAACGGUUUGGCCUUUCGUCUUGGAGGGGGUCAACUACGCUUCCGGUGGAGGCGGAAUCCUUAACCACACCGGAUAUAUUUUCGGCGGUCGAAUAAACUUGGAUGCGCAGUUAGAUAAUUUUGAGAACACGAGGCAAGACAUAAUCUCAGGCAUCGGCAUUUCUGCAGCCAUGGAGCUGUUCAAGACAGCCCUUUUCUCGGUCACCAUCGGAUCGAAUGAUUUCAUCAAUAACUACUUGACGCCGGUGAUCUCCGCGCCUGAGCAGAGAUUGAUAUCUCCAGAAGUUUUCGUGAACACAAUGAUUUCCAGAUAUAGACACCAACUUGUGAGACUUUAUGAACUGGGGGCGAGGAGAAUCAUAGUAGCCAAUGUAGGGCCGAUAGGUUGCAUACCGUUCGAGAGGGACACCAAUGGAGCUACCACAGAUAGUUGCAUCGACUUCCCGAAUCAGAUGGCUCAGUUGUUUAAUACCCAACUGAGAAGCCUUGUUGCAGACCUCCUCUCGAGUUUGGAAGGAUCGAAAUUCGUUUACGCCGACGUGUAUCGCAUCGUACAAGACAUCAUCGACAAUUAUGUUUCAUACGGUUUCGAAAACCCAAAUUCGUCGUGCUGCUAUGCUGCAGGUCACUUUGGGGGUCUGAUACCUUGUGGUCCGCCUUCUAGAGUUUGUCCGGACAGGUCGAAGUACGUCUUCUGGGAUCCAUACCAUCCUUCGGAUGCUGCGAACAUCAUAGUCGCGAAGCGUCUCAUGGAUGGCAGAGUUCAAGAUAUUGCGCCGAUGAAUGUUCGGCAACUUGUCGAAUCCUGAUCAACAUAAGAG